GAGGCGACCGACUUGGGCGUGGGCGCGUGCAGAGCAGAUGCAUCCAAGACCGAGGCUGUCGCACGGCGGCCGUCGUGUCGACGCAGGCAUGGCACCACGCAACCGCCAGCAUCAACAUUUUGGACUUCCUUCCAUCCUGUUGGGGGAAGGAAAGUUACCAACGCACGACGCAUUGCCACCACCGGAGUAGCAGAGAGCCAGAGAUCCGGCGCCAUGGGAUCGCGUGCGGCGGUGCAGGCGGUGGUGUGGGCGGUGGCGGUGCUGUUCUUCCGGGCGCGCCCCGUGGAGGCCGGCCUGGCCGCCAACUGGGGCACCCGCGCGCUCCACCCGCUCCCCGGCGACGUCACCGUCCGCCUCCUCCGCGACAACGGCUUCGACAAGGCCAAGCUCUUCGAGGCCGACCCGUCCGCGCUCCGGGCGCUCGGCCACACCGGCAUCCAGGUCAUGGUCGGCCUCCCCAACGAGCUGCUCGCUUCGGUCUCCUCCACCGUCGCCGCCGCCGAGCAGUGGGUGCUCCAGAACGUCUCCGCCUACAUCUCCAAGUACGGCGUCGACAUCCGCUCCGUCGCCGUCGGCAACGAGCCCUUCCUCAAGUCCUACAAGGGCAAGUUCGAGGCCGCCACGCUGCCGGCCGUGCAGAACGUCCAGGCGGCGCUCGUCAAGGCCGGCCUCGGCAGGCAGGUGCACGUCACCGUCCCGCUCAACGCCGACGUCUACGAGUCGCUCGACGGCCGCCCCUCGUCGGGGGACUUCCGCCCGGACAUCUCGGGCCUCAUGGUCAGCCUCGUCCGCUUCUUGCUCGACAACGGCGGCUUCCUCACCAUCAACAUCUACCCGUUCCUGUCGCUCUACGCCGACCCCAACUUCCCCGUCGACUACGCCUACUUCCCGGCGCCCGGCUCGCCGCCGUCGCAGGCCAGCGUCCAGGACGGCAGCGUGCUCUACACCAACGUGUUCGACGCCAACUACGACACGCUCAUCGCGGCGCUCGACAAGCACGGCCUGGGGGCCAUCUCCGUCGUCGUCGGCGAGAUCGGCUGGCCCACCGACGGCGACAAGAACGCCAACGUCGCCAACGCGCAGCGGUUCAACCAGGGCCUCUUCGACCGCAUCAUCGCCGGCAAGGGCACCCCGCGCCGCCCCCAGAUGCCCGACGUCUACGUCUUCGCGCUGCUCGACGAGGACGCCAAGAGCAUCGACCCGGGCAACUUCGAGCGCCACUGGGGCGUCUUCAACUACGACGGCUCGCCCAAGUACAACCUCCGCCUCGCCGGUGGCCGCAACAUCGCGCCGGCGAGGGGCGUCCGCUACCUGUCGCGCCAGUGGUGCGUGCUCCGCCCGGACGCCAGCCCGGCCAACCCGGCCAUCCCCGGCGCCGUCGGCUACGCCUGCCAGUACGCCGACUGCACCAGCCUCGGCUCCGGCUCGUCGUGCGGCAACCUCGACGUCCGCAGCAACAUCUCCUACGCCUUCAACCAGUUCUUCCAGGGGGCCAACCAGAUGAAGAACGCCUGCAACUUCAACAACCUCUCCGUCAUCACCACCUCCGACCCCUCGCAGGGCACCUGCCGCUUCGAGAUCAUGAUCGACACCGGCCGCCACGACCUCACCGUCGCCUCCUCGGCCGCCGCCGCCACCGCCGCCGCCUUGGCCGCCGUUCUGCUGCUCGCAUUGACUGGCAUCCUGAUAUUAUAAGAUACUAGACUGACAUAUAUACACACCUGCAGGCUAGAAAAGAACCAAUUCUUUUUUUAGGAGGGAAAAAAAAAUCAAAGGGCAUAUAUGCAUGCAUGAUGCAUGGUGGCAAAUUUUUAUUUACCUAAAAAAAUGGCUAAAAAGGGUAGCUGCCAUUAGUGACCAAAUUAAGGAAUCAUUUGGGGGAAUUGUAUUUAUUGGAGGAAUUUGUUGAUGCUGAUUCUUUCUGAUGUACAUAUAUAAAUAACAUGAUAAAGGAAUUGAUAUAAAAGUUCGGAUUAGAAAUCAUGAUAAUGCUGGUU
Molecule: messenger RNA, 1997 nt
Organism: Oryza brachyantha (malo sina)
Lineage: Eukaryota; Viridiplantae; Streptophyta; Magnoliopsida; Poales; Poaceae
Product: glucan endo-1,3-beta-glucosidase 5-like
Exons: 2
Coding region: 214-1695 (493 amino acids)
Biological process (GO): carbohydrate metabolic process
Cellular component (GO): plasma membrane
Molecular function (GO): hydrolase activity, hydrolyzing O-glycosyl compounds
Source: RefSeq, a predicted model, not a curated record